UUUUUUUUUUAAAAUAUGGAGAUCAUUUAUUCCUCUACUUACAACUUUGUUGCACUACUCAUAUUCUUUCCCUUUUUGUAUACUCUAUUUGUCAAAUUACUUAGAAAAUCAUCAACAAAACAAGAAAAAUUGCCUCCAGGUCCAUGGAGACUUCCCAUUAUUGGUAGUCUUCAUCACUUGAGAGGUGCACUAUUAUUUCCACACCGUAGCCUAAAAAAUCUAGCAACAAAAUAUGGUCCGAUUAUGUACUUACAACUGGGAGAAAUUCCUGCUGUGAUCAUAUCGUCCCCUAUUAUGGUGAAAGAAAUACUAAAAACUCAUGAACUGGCCUUUGCUACUAAGCCACAACUUACAUCCAUAAACAUCACUACUUAUAAUUAUAAGGACAUUGCAUUUGCACCAUACGGUGAUAAAUGGAGACAAAUGCGUAACAUUUGUGUCACGGAGUUAUUAAGUACCAAAAUGGUCAAGUCAUUUAGUUCAAUUCGGAAGGAUGAGAUUAUGAGACUCCUCUCAUCAAUCCGAUCCACUAAUGCUUCUCAUCUUGUCAACUUAACAGAGCUAAUUCUUCGGUAUACAAACUCUGUGACUUGUAGAUCAGCUUUUGGGAAAGUAUGCACGAAUCAAGAUCAAUUGAUAAAUUUGUUGAGGGAUGUGUUGGAUACGUUAGGAGGAUUUGAUGUGGCUGAUUUGUUUCCAUCGUGGAAGUUACUUCACAAGAUGAGUGGGGUGAAAUCGAAACUCUUGAAGAUGCAUAAGAAAGUUGAUGAAGCUUUGGAGAAUAUUGUUAAUGAGCACAUUAAGAAUAGAGCCCUUGGAUACAAGGGAAAUGGUGAUAUAGUAGGUGAAGAUUUGGUUGAUGUUCUUCUAAGAAUAAAGGAGAAUGGUGAACUUCAAUUUCCAAUCACAAGUGAUCACAUAAAAGCAAUCAUUUCUGACAUGUUCGCUGCUGGAACUGAAACUUCAGCUGCGACUAUCAUAUGGGCUUUAUCAGAAAUGAUGAGGAGGCCAAAUAUUAUGGCCAAGGCACAAAAUGAAGUGAGACAAGUCUUCAAAGGAAAUACAACUAUUAAUGAAGACGAUCUUGAUAAAUUGAUAUAUCUAAAGUUAGUGAUCAAAGAAACAUUAAGGCUACAUCCUCCGAGUACUCUACUACCAAGGGAAUGUAGGAAACAAACGUAUAUUAAUGGAUAUACGAUACCUCCAAAGACAAGAGUACUAAUAAAUACAUGGGCCCUUGGAAGAGAUUCAGAAAGUUGGGACGACCCUGAAAGCUUUAUACCAGAGAGAUUUGAAAAUUCUCAUGUUGACUAUAUGGGAAAUUAUUUUGAAUUUAUUCCGUUUGGUUCUGGAAGAAGGAUUUGUCCAGGAAUGCAAUUUGGUUUAACUAAUGUUAAACAUCCUUUGGCUCAGCUCCUCUACCAUUUCGAUUGGGUGCUUCCAUAUGGAGCUAAUCCAGAAGACUUGGAUAUGAUUGAAAAAAAUGGAUUAAGUGCAGCUAAGCAUAAAGAUUUGUGUUUAAUUGCCAUAGAACACAAAGAUGAUGGCAAAGUUUGA
This is a messenger RNA of Solanum verrucosum, 1557 nucleotides long. Its product is annotated as premnaspirodiene oxygenase-like. The transcript is spliced from 2 exons. Bases 16 to 1557 code for a protein of 513 amino acids. NCBI's taxonomy places the organism in Eukaryota, Viridiplantae, Streptophyta, Magnoliopsida, Solanales, Solanaceae. The record is from RefSeq and is a predicted model, not a curated record. Gene Ontology annotation, molecular function: monooxygenase activity; oxidoreductase activity, acting on paired donors, with incorporation or reduction of molecular oxygen; heme binding.